ACACUAUAUUUCGGAAACGACGUCGUAUCCUGGCACUAAACGUUUAUUUGUCAAAUCUAUCAGACGUGCUUUCUAGAGCUCUCGAAAAAACGAAGAUAUUCACGAAUUAUGGAGUCAAAAAACGAAACAAAGGUUAAAAAUAACCUAUGGAGGCGUCUGUCCCGAGGUGUGGGAACAGAACACGUGAGCGCAUUUGCGGCACUCUUCAGAAACUGUUUUCGGAUUUAGUAGCCUGUGUCAGACCCGCUAGGUCCACGUUCCCCGACGGUGAUACCAAAUGCCCAACAAAAGGAGGGGAGUCCAAUACAAAUCCCAUCUACAGAGGGCUCCAAAUCACCGUGCCAUGGACCAGUCCCGUGUUUGAGUACCCCACAUCUCGGUUCCUUACAAAUGAGGAGCUGAAGGCUCAGGUGAACCUGCUGGAACUCAGGUUCCGAAAGCAGUCCGAGAUCCUUGCGAGGCACGGGCAUCGGACCUCCGUUCUGCAGAAGAUUGCAGCCACCCGUUUUCCGUAUUUCAACGACGAGAAAGUGGCUGAAAUGGCCGAUCUAGUUGAGAAGAUCAAACUGCGCGGUUCAACUCGGAGUCAGGCUUAGACGGUGAUUCCAGCUCCCCAACAAAAGAAGAGAAUCCCAUGCCGAAUCCAAUCUACAAAGGGGCCCAAAUCACCGUUCCUUAGACUGGUUCCGUGUUCGCAUACCCCACAUCUCGGUACAUCACAAACGCCGAGCGGAAAGCUGGGAUGGACCUGCUGGAACUCAGGUUCCGGAAGCAGUCCGAGAUCCUGGCGAGGCACGAGCGUCGGACCGCCGUCCAGCAUAAGAUUAAGCAAAGCAAAGCAAUAUACCCCCUCUUCUUCGAAGGGGGGCAUACAAAUGGUUACAAUAAAACAGCAUAUUUAUUUAUACUAAAAUGUAUUAAUCAAAACAAAAAGUUAACAUAGAACACAAAUAAACUAAUUUGAUUCUCCUGGGGCUCGAACCUUGUGCCUCUCACAUGUGAAGCAAGCGUGUAACCACUACACUACGGAACCGCUUGAAAAAUCACCUUCUUACUAAGAUAUUAAUAAGCUAUUAAUAGUCGGUUUAAAUGUAAACCCGGAAGUUUAAACGCUGGAUAGUGAGCGGGGUUAAAGGUCCAUACCAAAGGGUUCAUACCACUGGCAAGAUACGGGUCAGGCCUGCGGUCUUCUAUAUGUGGUUCUUAAAUAAACAACCCUGUAGGAGGACUUGAUAGUAAUGAAACUGGGGUGCUGUGAUGGUACUACUCAUUGAUAAGCGGCUGUUUCCUUUAUCAGCCAUUGUGUGAAUACGUUUUUUGUCAAUGUGACCUUGACCUUUGACCUAGUGACCUGAAAAUCAAUAGGGGUCAUCUGCGAGUCAUGAUCAAUGCACCUAUGAAGUUUCAUGAUCCUAGGCCCAAGCGUUCUUGAGUUAUCGUCUGACAACCACCUGGUGGACGGACCGACAG
Molecule: messenger RNA, 1470 nt
Organism: Dreissena polymorpha
Lineage: Eukaryota; Metazoa; Mollusca; Bivalvia; Myida; Dreissenidae
Exons: 2
Coding region: 147-596 (149 amino acids)
Source: RefSeq, a predicted model, not a curated record